This is a messenger RNA of Raphanus sativus (radish), 1327 nucleotides long. RefSeq lists its product as uncharacterized. The transcript is spliced from 6 exons. NCBI's taxonomy places the organism in Eukaryota, Viridiplantae, Streptophyta, Magnoliopsida, Brassicales, Brassicaceae. The record is from RefSeq and is a predicted model, not a curated record. Bases 56 to 1270 code for a protein of 404 amino acids.
AAUUUCAAUCUUGUUCUUCUCUCCCUCUAGUCGCUCAAGAACAUCUUUCUCUGCCAUGGGUCCGAAGCAGAAGCCUAAGCAGAAACAUAAGCAGCCUAUUGUUUAUGAGGAAGAUUACAUACCAAUUAAAACAUUAACCAAAUACGAUCUAGACCCUAAUACUGUGAAAACUCUGGGAAAUGGUGACAUCUGGAAUAAUCUUCUCAUCGAAAACAACAUCACAAACAACAAGAAGCUCCUCACUGGAAUCAAAGGUUUACAAGAGACUUACUAUGACAAAAUCUGUGAAGCUGUUGACGAUAUAAUGGCUUCACUAAACUCUGAAGUUCAAGUCUUCAUUCAGAAGACUCUGGUUUCACUUGAAGAGAUGUACAAUAAGAAAGGUGAUGACAUGAAACCUAUUGUUCGUGCCACGUCAAAAUGUGUUGAAGCUUGUUACUCAUUCGAUGAGAUGCAUGAGACUUUGUCCGCGAGAUUUGGUCAGCCACUCAGAACAACCCAGAAGAUGUAUGACUUCUAUUUUACUGGUAAAAAGGGAUGUAAAGCUUACAAGCAACUUUCAUUGGUGCGUGCUGCACAAAGAAGAGCAGAGAAACUCCAGAGCCAGAAGCAGCAGCUCAACGUUGACCACAAGAAUAAUAUUGAGCAGGAGCAAGCCGGAGAAAACCAAGUUCAUGAGCAAGCUAGGGAAGACCAAGUUCCUGAGGAGAAGGAGCAGCAAGCUAGAGAAGAUCAAGUUCCUGAGGAGAAGGAGCAAGCUGGAGAAGUUCGAGUUCCUGAGGAGAAGGAGCAAGCUGGAGAAGUUCGAGUUCCUGAGAAGCAGGAGCAAGCUGGAGAAGAUCAAGUUACUGAGCAGAAUGAGAAAGCUGAAUCACUUGAAGUUGAAGAUCCAAUUCAAGAUAGAGAUGAAGUUAAUACUGAGCACAACGAGCAAGUUUACAGUGAAUCAUCAGUUCUUCCAAUUCUGAAACAGAUUAAUAUUGAGCAGGAGCAAGCUGGAGAAAAUCAACUUCCUGAGCAGAAGGAGGAAGCUGAAUCACUUGAAGUUGAACUUCCAAUUCAAGAUGAAAAUGAAGUUAAUAAUGAACACAAGGAGCAAGCUUACAGUGAACCAUCAGUUCUUCCAAUUCUGAAACAGCUUAUUAAUUCUCAGAAGGAGAUCUUGGACGCUAUGACAUCUCAGAAGAAGAUGAUGGAAGCAUUAAUGGACUUGCUAACUAAGAUUGCAAAGAAGGAUGAACUGGAAUCUCUUCGAUCGGAGAGCAUAUAGAAAAAUUUAAAGCUAUUGGUGUACCAUUUAAUCAAGAAACUUUUAGUUGCAUUAUAA